Molecule: messenger RNA, 912 nt
Organism: Hydatigera taeniaeformis
Lineage: Eukaryota; Metazoa; Platyhelminthes; Cestoda; Cyclophyllidea; Taeniidae
Source: the annotation of a GenBank genome assembly
AUGCUGAUGAAUGUGAACAACAAUGCAACAAGUGGAAUAAGUGUCCCUCAACCUCAGCGUCGAUCGUUGAUUCUCAUUCCUCUCGGACCUGCAGAGGAGCCACCAGUAUUCAACUUGACUCUCAAUCUCAAUGGCGCUCGAAGUUCUUUUCUCAUGGGAAUAGACGAGUGGGUCAUGAAACGUCCGUCCAACCUCCAACUUGUUCAUCGUUUAGUCAAUAGUUUUAAGGCAAACUUGGAAAUGGUUCCUUUCACUUGCGAUUCACUCGCCAAGUCCUCCUUGGUGAACCAUGCAAAGUGGUUGGAGGAGAUUUUCUCCAUGCUUCUGCCCAUUGAAGACAAUGACUCCUCCAUUUUACAUCUUGCCUGUGUUCGUCAACAAGUGCGGUCCAAUGGAAGGCAUGUCCGAUUAAUAAUUCUGUUUACUUACAUUGAUGAGAUGCUUUCCAGCAUGCUCUGUUCUCAUGGCAUUACAAAGGAGGUCUUAACACCAUGCUGCAAGGCCUACGCUACGUUGCUUUGUCUUGUCGCCGCACUAACACCUCCGAGAAAACUGGCCUUAGAGCUCAUUCAAUCCACUCAACAGCCAUCGGUCCCACUUCCACAAGUUCAACUACCUCAAAAUCAACAGGUGGGCUUCGGAGCCUCGGUAGCUGUGACUCCAGUAAAGAUGAGCGAAUCUAUGCUAGGUUUAAGAGUUUAUCAAGAGACGUUUUGCUGUUGGAGUGCAGCCACGGUGCAGUUUGAGCACAUCGCAAUCUUCUACUCAAGUAAAGAGAAGCCUGUGGCACUUGAAAGGCACGCUUUACAAGUACGAACUCGCCGAACCAGCGACUUAAUUCACCAAUCCUUCGAAUACAUGAUGCAGCAGCAGCAGCAGCCUAGACCUCAACCUCAGCAAAAUACACUAAAG